AUGGCUACAAAGAAUAUCUUUGGCUUCGUGCUUAUGAUCAUGUUUCUAUUGGGUUCCAGCUCCGCUAAAAUCUACAAAGUUGGAGGUUCCAAUUAUGGCUGGACGGUAAAGGACGACUCUUGGGCUGAACAUAAGGAAUUCCAUGUUGGAGAUUCACUAGUCUUCGAAUAUGAUCAGAACGUCAACGACGUCACUCAAGUUUCUAACGCUUUAGAGUACGAGUCAUGUGAUAAUUCUUCUCCUAGAGUUGUUUACAACACAGGACAUGAUGUCGUAACCUUCAAGGAACCAGGACAUUACUAUUUCAUGACCUCAAAUCAUAUUCAAUGCGUCUGGGGAAUGAAACUCGAUGUCCCAUCACCACCGAGGAAGAUCAAUGGCCCAUCACGUCCGAUUCCUCCACCACCAUCGAGCAAGAUACUUCCUUCUGCUGGAAGGAUUUACGAGGUCGGUGACUGA
Messenger RNA from Camelina sativa (false flax), 459 nucleotides. The record is from RefSeq and is a predicted model, not a curated record. NCBI's taxonomy places the organism in Eukaryota, Viridiplantae, Streptophyta, Magnoliopsida, Brassicales, Brassicaceae.